AUGGCGCUCGUGGAGCCGCUGGUUGGGCAUCUCUUGUCCAAGUACAAAGAAACGGUGUUGGAGGGGCUCUCGAAGAUUCGUCACACCCUACAGGUCGGCGAUGAGCAGGCGAAUGAGCUCGCUGUAGCCGUGUCUCAGCGAGAGGAGGCGCUGCAAGCGCUGCGAGCAACCCUCCUCCGCCACGAGUACUUCGUGCCGACGCUGCAGACGCUGACGGUUGUGCUGACGCAGUUGGUCGAGCGGGGCAACCGCGUCGCCCUCGCGCGCGAGGUGCUGCGCGGCGAUUGCGCCGCACUAUUCCGCAAAACACUCGCCACGCUUUCCGAUGCCACCCUCACCCACGUAACCGCCGCACUACAGUUUCUGACGGUGGCCGCGAAGGACGCACCGCUGCUCGUGCUUGCGCGACUGCGUAGCCCUGCCGAGGCGCACGCUACACCUGCAGCCGCCUCCGCUGCCUCGAGCCCGCUCGCAGCGGUUGCCACACACCGGCGCGCCGACGUCCCGUUGCACCUCGCCGCCUUUCGCCUACAGCUGACGUACAGCCAACGUCGCAUUCGCCUCACGCGGCUCGGCUUCCUGGUGCAGCUUGUCACGUCACCGAUGCACAACGCUGUCGUCGACACCAUCUGCAGCCACGGUGUCCUGACGCACCUCCUCGAGGAUGCAGCCGAACUCUUGCGCGAGGGCACAAGUGCGGGUGUGGCGUGUGCACUCAGCGCCCUGCGAAUUGUUCGCGAGCUCUUCGUGCAAAGCCGCCACAUUACGGCGGAGCAGAAGCGCCGCGUCUUACUGGCGCAGCGCAACGUCUUUCGGUUGCUUGUGCGUGCGCUGGAGUUCGACCCUGUGGCCGACAACGCCGCAGCCAUUCUGUAUGCCAUCGUCGACGAGACCAUUGAGUCACCAGCCGACUACGCCAGCACGCGAGUCGAGUCCCUCGAGGAUCAGGGGAUGCCCAACUACCUCCUCUUCUUCCUGCUGCGCCAGCUGCGGCCCAAGGCGAGCGAGCGCAUGUCGCAGCUCGUGCUGCACAUCCUCCAGCGCGCCCCAGACCUCAUUCGGCCUUAUUUCAUCCGGAUCUCCGGCCACCUCGCGGAGGAAGGCAGCUCGCACGGCGUAGCGCCGGCGACGGCGCGGGUGGCGGUUCUCAACCUAAUAACGCGCACGUUUCUGUGCCCGAUGCCGUACCACCUCGCCGCACAGCAGGUGCGGCUAGAGCCGGUCGUGGCCAAGACGUCCACCUUCUACACCAUGUGCCCUCGUGACGUCGCGGACGAGAUCUGCCCCGCCUGGGUCGCUGAGUACGUGCAUCGCCUUAUCAAUGGCUCCACGAAUCUGCUCACGCUCGCGCUCGCAAUGCAACUGACGCAGGCGGCGCUGAUGCGAGCGAAGCGCGUGCUGACCCUCGUGCUCGCCGUCCAGAACGCCGCAAAGAGAAGCAAGAGGACGAGCCCUGCCGGAGACGCAGCUGCUGGCGGUAGCGCCGCAGGGACGGUCGUCUCGCUGCCCAGCCCGCGCGACUUCACCGAGGCGGAUCUCGACAUUCUGCAGGGCAACGACACCGCCGAAGCGGAGGUGUGGGACAUGUACAACGCCCAGGUACGCUACCACCUGCAGGCGGCGCUGCCAAGUCGUGAAGAGUUUUGGCACCGCAUGACACAGCAACUCCACCGUACCCUAGCCGCCUCUGCCGCCGCCCCCACGUCGUCAACUACAUCGCCUCCAUCCGCUGCCACCGACGCGGUCCUCGAGAAGACGCAUGUCGUAGUGCAGCGCAUGCUGCUGCUCAUGAAGAACUACGUUGACGUCUUUGACGUGCGGGUGCCGUGGCUGAGCGCUGUGCCGAUUUUUCUUCCUGACCUUACCCGUAGUGUCGUCGGCAGCAGCAGUGUUGCCCGUCGUCCCAUGACUGCCAAAGGAUUCAACGGACACACUACGGCGGCCGCUGCGUCUGUGCACCCCAUCACGGCUGCCCUGCAGAAGCAGAACGACAUACUCAAGCCGUGGCCAGCAGCGAGUGUGGCGCUCCUGUGUGAGCUUCUCGCCGUCAGCCAGCAGCGCAGGGUGCCCAUGAUGAAGAUGCACCACAUCAAUAUGUCUCAGGCGGUCGGCAUUGGCGAGUGGCCGCUGCUGCUCAGCAUACUCCUCUGGGUGACACACCAUCGGCCGCACAGCCCACCGCGGCAGGAGAGCAUGGAGGCGGUGCAGGAGGCGCGGGCGAUGGGAUGGGCAGCCCAGCUGCUGCUGUGGACCGUGCACAGCGUCACCAUUCACUCCACCUGUACGAUGGCCGAAACCCAUCUGUGGCUCUCCUGCCUGACACCCAACACAGUGCCAGUCUUCCUGCACGUUCUCAACCAUCUCUUGAUGCGCAGUCUGUCGAAGGCGGCCGAUCGUGUGACGCACGAGUUGCGAGACGCGCAACACGGCGUUUUGGCGGCCGCCGCCGUGCACUUCAUUGAUCGCACGAAGGAGAAGCAACAGCAGAAGAGCAACGCCGGUGGCGGCGAGGACGAGGGCGACGGCGAGCAGCAUCCUCACCAGCAGCUGCAGAGAGCGCAGAAAAUGCCGAGGGCGGAGGGCGCGAAUAGCAACGGCGGCGGCAGCAGCAGCACCAGCAGUGCUAACCUGUGGGGUACCCAUCUGCAGGCCUCCCUCGUCGAAUUCGAGAGCGUCGUGGCUCGCGUCGUGCAUCUGUGGGGAAGGCGCGCGCGCCUCUUGGCGCAGACCGCAGUGGCCACAACGCUGGAGCUGGAUGUGCCGCAGGUGACGCAGCAACAGUGCAUCGAAGUGCUGAUACUUGCUGACCGGCAGCGGGGUUUCGCAAAGGCGCCGCUCCGCUACAGGUCUACGUCGCAGUCAGCGCACCUUCGCACAUUUGCGGUUACCCUGCACAGCCCUGUUCUGCCGCUUCCGGAAGAAGAGGCAGCGAUUGCCUUGCUGAGUCGGCUGAGUAUAGCUGUCUCCUCGGCAUCGCCGUUGGAUGGAGAAGAGCAAGGCAAAGCCGCGAAACGCGCACCAAUGAGCUCCAGCCUUGUCGAGGAUGUCUGCAUGGCACUCGGCAUCGAGGACUCUCUCGCUGCCAAGGGCAAGACUGCAAAGGCCCCGACGCCGCCGUGGUUUUCCAUGAGCUCGGUCUGCUGGCAGGUGGCAGGAGUGCUCUUGUCUCUCACCCACAGCACUGCCUCUGCACCGUCGUCCCGUAACAGUUGCACGACAGAGGCUGCGCACGAACUCGCCUUGAGACUUGCACGAGCGCUCCUGUCCGACGAGGCGGCUCUGACGGUUCACUUGAGAGCCAACGCGGAUCGCGAAGGGGCGCUCACUGGCCUCCUAGUCUUGAUGCUUGCCUGUACUCGUAUGCUGUUGCAGCUUAUCUCUCUAUCCAGCGCGGAGCAGCAGCAUUCCUGCCUCUCCGUUGACCAGUGUGCGGCGCUGGGCCGCGUGUGCCUUGACGUGUACAGCGGCACUCUCGGCGUGCAAGACCGGCUUCUCUACGCCGUUUGCCUCACCCUCCACUACCUGAGCGCUGCCCGCCACGUCGCCCACCCUGCUGCUGCUACCGCUUCCACCAUGGAGGAGCGCGGCGACGAGGCUGCAGCGGCGCAACAAAGGAAAAGGCAGCGCGCAGCAGCUGCCAAGUAUCUCUCGCCUAACUGCCACGAAGGUGCCGCGGUGCCGGACGCGCUCGUGCAGCGCCGCUUCCUGCUCUGCGGCCACACAGCGAGCGCCGCACGCACGCCGGAGGUGGAGAUGCUCUCUUGGCACCUCGACACGCUGACAGAAGAGGACAUGACUUCCAUGGCCCUGCACGCCUCCUCGCGCCUGCACAACGCCAUUCACUUGGAAGACGGCAGGAGUGCCGAUGGCGCGACCGACCUGCUCGGUGCCGUGUUUCCUGAGCUGCGCUCCGCCGGCGACGCACACGUAGUCGACCUCGAGCGGCUGUCGCUGGGCAAUGUGUUGGACAUGCGAUACAUGGUGCCUCUCCUGCACCGGGUAGCCGCCCUGCCAGCGGCUUUUUCGGCUCACCUGCCAACGGGACGAGUGAUACCGUUGCUGCUCAAGGCGCUCACGUCGAUCGACUCGCAGCUGCGCUCCGCCGCUGCCGCAGCGCUGAGCACGCUGUAUAUACCGAAGGGAGCCCUGCGAGUCGUGGUGAGCGUCGCCCGUAUAAAACUGGCCCAGACGCAGAUAUCCCCCUUCACCGGCAGCGCAGGGAGACAGGCGCAGCAACCUAUGCAGCCACGCGGCGCCUCGUCAGCUGUUGCGGUGCCGCGUCUUCCCACGCCGCUGGCUAUCAUGCUAAUCAUGUCGAUUAAACCGCUGGGUCGCUACGACGACGUCCUGCACCACCACCUCGUGCACUUCUUGAUGCACCUCGAAUCGGUCCUCGACACCCCGAUGCCCUUCGCCCACUGGGCCACCACCCCUCCGCUGGCCGCUAUCAGCGUCCCGCUCAUGCUGGAGCGCCAAGAGGCCUUGCAGCUGCAUACCAACAAGCUCGGUGGUAGCGGCAAGAGCAGCGGAGGCGUCACGCAGGCAUCUGCAGCCGAUGUGGCACAGGAGCUGCGCAAGGAAAUUCCGCCGCAGCUUGCCUUUCUCCUGCAGCUGCUCCGGCACGCCUGUGAGGUGCCGCAGGACGGUGCCGCGUUGAUCGAGUCGAAUGGGUUGGAUGGGCUGCUGCUGCUAUGCGAUAUGCUGACAGCCUCCGAUGGGCAGCGGGCGUCGUAUGUGCAGUGCCUCCUCGUCCUCUGCACGCAGUCCGCUGCCCUGACGCACUUGUUUGCGCGUACCGGGCAUGUGCUGGCUUGGACAGUGUCCUUCCUGUGGCAGCUGUGCCGCGAAUACGGCAAGGCGACCCCGUAUCCGUACAGUGGCCAGGCCUUCACGACCGCACUGGAGCUGCUGCGCGUGAUGUGUGCCGCCACCGUGCAGUCGAAGAUGUCGCUCGCAGAAGCACCCGCCCUCAGUGACGCGGCAGCAGACCAGCUGAAGGAGAGCAUGCGACAGCUGCGCGCGUGGGUGGUCGAUGCGCACGUGACGGCUCGCGACGUCCUUGACGUCUUUGAUGACAUGAUUGGCCGCUGCAGCCACGUCACCCAGGGCCAGCGCAGCGGCGCCGCCGAGGCAGACGAUACACACAGCACUGAAGGGGUUGUCAAGGCUAAAGAAGCACGCGCGGUAUCAUCGGCGUCGGCCUCACUGCCGUCAUCGUCGCUGUCCUUGGCAAAGAGCUAUCGUGAAACUGCAUCGCGGUGCGAAGAGCACAAGCCUCAGAAGCGGAUGCGCACCGAGGGUACCGCCGAAGGCCGGGGCGUAUGA
This is a messenger RNA of Leishmania mexicana MHOM/GT/2001/U1103, 5325 nucleotides long. RefSeq lists its product as hypothetical. The transcript has a single exon. Gene Ontology annotation, biological process: maturation of LSU-rRNA from tricistronic rRNA transcript (SSU-rRNA, 5.8S rRNA, LSU-rRNA); maturation of 5.8S rRNA from tricistronic rRNA transcript (SSU-rRNA, 5.8S rRNA, LSU-rRNA). Lineage: Eukaryota; Euglenozoa; Kinetoplastea; Trypanosomatida; Trypanosomatidae. The coding region runs from base 1 to 5325 and encodes 1774 amino acids. Gene Ontology annotation, cellular component: nucleolus. The record is from RefSeq and is a predicted model, not a curated record.